AUGUGGUCAAAGAUUCUUCUGAGUAUUUUGUCCUUGAACUGGAUUGCCACAGUAUCUUCUGAACCUCAGUAUGUGCUGCUGGUCCCGGCAGUAGUGCGCAGCGACUCUCCACAGACUGCUUGUGUACAGUUCCACAGCCUCAGUGAGCCUCUGUCCCUGAGCAUCAUCCUGGAAUAUGGCAGUAUCCAGAAGACUCUCUUUGAGGAAUUUGUGACAAAGAAUGAUUUCUUCAAGUGCUGCGAGUUCAAGGUUCCUCCUGCUACUUCUGACCCACUGGCAUUCAUUUCCUUCUCUGCCAAAGGCACCACAGUCAACUUAGCCGAGAGAAGAUCAGUGGCAAUUCAGAAUGUGGAUAAUACUGUCUUCAUCCAGACGGACAAACCUGUCUACAAACCAGGGCAAAAAGUGAUGUUUCGUGUGGUUACUUUGGACACCCAGUUCAGACCUGUUCAGGAGACAUAUCCCCGAAUCGUCAUUCAGGAUCCAGAGGAAAACGAGAUCUUCCAGUGGCUGGAGGUAACAUCUAAGCAUGGCAUUGUCCAGCUCUCCUUUUCACUAAUCCCGGAGCCUAUUCUGGGGUCCUACCACAUCACUGUGGAGAAGAAGUCAGGUGAAAAAGAGUACCAAUUCUUCACAGUGGAGGAAUAUGUGCUGCCAAAAUUUGAAGUGACAACCAGUGUGCCAAAGAGGAUUUCUUUCUUUGAUGAAGAAGUCAGGGUGAAUGUUUGUGCUUCGUACACUUAUGGCCAACCAGUGCAAGGAAAUGCCCAAGUCAAUGUGUGUAAGCAGCGCUAUUAUAGUCCACAAUGUGAGAAAAACCAGAAAGCAACCUGCGAAGCUGUCACUGGACUGCUGGGGAAGGAUGGCUGCCUCAACACUAUCAUCUCCAUCAAAACAUUCCAGCUCUACCGCAGCUACGGCAGGAUGUAUACCAGUCUCAACAUAGAAAGCAUCAUCACUGAAAAUGGGACAGGCAUCCAGAUGAAAGACUAUGACUAUGUUGCAGUCAACCAAGAAAAUGACAGAGUGAUGUUCAAGAAUAUGGAUCUCUAUUACAAGAGGGGAAUUCCUUACUAUGGUGAGAUCACUGUGACAAAUGUGGAUGACAAGCCCAUUGCUGACAGGACUGUCCUGCUGGAGCUUAAUGAAAAAUAUCUUGCCAACUAUACCACUGACAAGAACGGCACUGCUGCUUUUUCCCUCAACACUUCUGACUUCUUUGAUCCCAGUUUUAAGUUAACAGUCAGGCAGGCACCAGAUGACUGUGCAGACUUCUUCAUCUGGAGGAAUGACAAUGAGCCGCAAGCCUUAUUCUUUGUCCGACGUUUCUACUCACGGACCAACAGCUUUGUGAAAAUCGAGCCAGUGAAUGAGGAGCUCAGCUGUGGCCAGCGGCGAACAAUCAACGUUCACUAUGUCCUGAACAGAGAGGGUUACAAGAAUGCCAGAAACACAAACUUCUACUAUGUGGUGAUGACAAAAGGGAAAAUUGUUCUCAGUGGCCAGAAGCAAGUCAGCAUCUCUGGUGUUCCCAGAGGUACAUUCUCCAUCACACUGACUGUCACAGAGAAGCUUGCCCCCAGUGCCAGACUGUUGCUCUACACAGUGCAUCCUCACGGGGAGAUAGUAGCAGACAGCUCCUGGAUACGCAGCAAUGUAUGCUUCAAAAACAAGCUCCAGCUUGAGUUCUCUGAGAAGCAGCGUCUCCCGGGCUCUAAAGUCAGUCUCCACCUUGAAGCUGCUGCUAACUCCUACUGUGCCCUGCGAGCUGUAGAUCAGAGCGUCCUUCUUCUCCAGCCUGCACAAGAGUUAUCUGCUGAGAGAGUGUACUACCAACUUCGUGUGAGCGAUUUAUAUGGCUAUUACUACAAUGGGCUCAACCUGGAAGAUGAUAAGCCAGACCAGUGUACCCCAAUCAAAACCACCUUUUUUGAUGGCUUGUACUAUGAAUCUGUGAAUGUCAGUCGUGAUGGCGAUGUCUAUAGGAUUUUCAGGGAUAUGGGUCUGAAGGUUUUCACCAACUCUGUGCUACGGAAGCCAGUUCUAUGCAAUGAAGACAAAUCAGAUAUGGAAGAUUACCCUGGCUAUUUUAAGUAUGAUGUUGCCCAUGCCAGUGAUGAGUCAAGAAUUCUUGGUGGGGCUGGUGGUGGUGUUGGUAACACUGUUCGGAAAUUCUUCCCUGAGACCUGGAUUUGGGAUCUAGUUCACACUGAUUCCAGGGGAGAGGUGAAUGUCUUUUACACCAUUCCUGAUACCAUCACAGAAUGGAAAGCCAGUGCUUUCUGCGUGCAGGAUGAUGCUGGGUUUGGCAUCUCCUCACAUGUUUCACUGACAGCAUUCCAGCCAUUCUUUGUGGAUCUCACCUUGCCGUACUCUGUCAUUCGAGGGGAAAAAUUUAAUUUAAUAGCCAAUGUCUUUAACUACCUCAACAAAUGCAUCCAGGUCAGUGCCAUACUGGCAAAGUCAAGUGACUACAAGGCAGAAAUCCUUUUGCCAGAGAGCAACACAGCAACAGUGUGUGCCAAUGAAAGAAAAACCUAUAUCUGGGCUGUUAGCCCUGACAAACUUGGUGAGGUGAUAUUCACGAUUACUGCUGAGGCCAAACUGAAUACCAGAGGUACUGGAAACAACACAUCUCCAGAAGAAGAGACAAUUCACAAGGACACCCUGAUUCAAACCCUACUUGUUGAGCCUGAAGGUAUUAAAAAGGAAUUGACUCAGAGCUCCCUCAUCUGUACGAAAGACAUAAUGAUUUCUGAACCAGUGUCUCUCAGCCUGCCAAGAAGCCUAGUGGAGGGAUCAGCCAGAGCUUAUUUUUCUGUCGUUG
Molecule: messenger RNA, 2827 nt
Organism: Cariama cristata (Red-legged seriema)
Lineage: Eukaryota; Metazoa; Chordata; Aves; Cariamiformes; Cariamidae
Product: ovostatin-like
Exons: 23
Molecular function (GO): endopeptidase inhibitor activity
Source: RefSeq, a predicted model, not a curated record